AUGCCCACCCAACCGCCACUCCCACACCUGCUGGCGCCUUACGUCUCGUCCCCCCCUCAAUCGUCUCUGACCGUCCUGUCCUCUGUACUUGGCGCGACCGGGAAUUGGCUAGUCCUGCGAUAUCUAUAUGCGGCGCUGAGUACGUCGUCCAACUCGGAGGCCGCAUUCGGGCUGCAGGGUGGUGAUGGUGGCAGAAAGAGAAAAGUCGUGCUCGUGAGUUUCCUGCGGGGUUGGGAAUUUUGGCGAUCGGAGGCCAAGCGACUGGGCUUGGACCUUGCGCGCCUCACAGACAAACGCCAAUUCGCCUUCGUCGAUGGACUCUCCGAACUUUUCAAUACCCCCGUGACUACACCCUCGCAAUCCACGCCAUCGCCCUUCCCCGGCGCUGCUCCCUCUCGAACAGUCCUGCCCGUGCGGUCGCAACCCGGUCCCAUCCCAGCGCGGGGUCCGCAGCCGGUGUCGCGACUGCCAGCACAAGCGCCAGUGCCCAACGGCAAUGCCACGCCCACGUCGAAGGAAAUUGGCCCUGUAAAGCGACUACAUCUUUCAGGAAACGGUCCAACGGCUCUCGGCUCCCUUGAAAGGGAAAUCGCAGCCGUGGUUAGACAACUACAAGCGGAGGCGUCUGGGGAUGGCGAAGAAUCGGAGGUUCUACUGAUCGUUGAUCAGCCCGAUCUUUUGCUUGCCGCGACGGGGCCCAAUCGAGGGAUAGGUGCUACGGAGAUGGCAGAUUGGAUGAUGGGUCUACAACAGAGUGCCCAUGCUACACUUAUGACCGUGUCCGCUGACUCCCCGCUGAUACAUAACGCAUCUGCCGGUAGCUAUGAGCUGGCCACGCCGUUGGAAACAGAGCAUUCUGCGUUCGUGAUAGGCUCGGCUCAUCGGGCGCAAAUGGUGAUGCAGCUUCGGAAUUUGGAAACAGGCGUCGCGAGAGAUGUGAGUGGCGUGCUGAGAGUUAGCAAGGGCGGUGCUUGGGGUCGAGAUGACGGCGCUCAGGGCCAUUGGGAGGAAAAAGAGGUGUUGUAUUUUGUUCAGCGAGAUGGCGGUGUCAACGUCUUCGGGAGAGGCGAAUAG
Aspergillus steynii IBT 23096 is the source of this 1074-nucleotide messenger RNA. RefSeq lists its product as uncharacterized. The transcript is spliced from 3 exons. Gene Ontology annotation, cellular component: elongator holoenzyme complex. The record is from RefSeq and is a predicted model, not a curated record. NCBI's taxonomy places the organism in Eukaryota, Fungi, Ascomycota, Eurotiomycetes, Eurotiales, Aspergillaceae. Bases 1 to 1074 code for a protein of 357 amino acids. Gene Ontology annotation, biological process: tRNA wobble uridine modification.